This is a messenger RNA of Nannospalax galili (Upper Galilee mountains blind mole rat), 3540 nucleotides long. It is a transcript of the gene Glyr1, whose product is annotated as glyoxylate reductase 1 homolog. Lineage: Eukaryota; Metazoa; Chordata; Mammalia; Rodentia; Spalacidae. Bases 1 to 1728 code for a protein of 575 amino acids. Gene Ontology annotation, molecular function: NAD binding; NADP binding; oxidoreductase activity, acting on the CH-OH group of donors, NAD or NADP as acceptor. The record is from RefSeq and is a predicted model, not a curated record. The transcript is spliced from 16 exons.
AUGGGCGGUGCUGUGGCGACCUGCAGUUCCCGGCUGCCCGUGCGGCGGCGGUGGUUGGGUGGUAAGAUGGCGGCUGUGAGUCUGCGGCUCGGCGACUUGGUGUGGGGAAAACUGGGCAGGUAUCCUCCCUGGCCGGGAAAGAUUGUUAAUCCACCCAAGGACUUGAAGAAACCACGUGGAAAGAAAUGCUUCUUUGUGAAGUUUUUUGGAACAGAAGAUCAUGCUUGGAUCAAAGUUGAACAGCUAAAGCCUUAUCAUGCUCAUAAAGAGGAAAUGAUUAAGAUCAACAAGGGCAAACGGUUCCAGCAAGCUGUGGAUGCCGUUGAAGAGUUCCUCAGGAGAGCCAAAGGGAAAGACCAGACAUCAUCCCACACUUCUGCUGAUGACAAGAAUCGGCGUAAUUCCAGUGAGGAGAGAAGUAGGCCAAACUCAGGUGAUGAAAAGCGCAAGCUUAGCCUGUCUGAAGGGAAGGUGAAGAAGAACAUGGGAGAAGGAAAGAAGAGAGUGACUUCAGGCUCUGCAGAGAGAGGCUCCAAAUGCUCUCUGAAAAGAGCCCAAGAGCAAAGUCCCCGGAAGCGGGGUCGGCCCCCAAAGGACGAGAAGGACCUCACCAUUCCUGAGUCUAGUACCGUGAAAGGGAUGAUGACUGGACCAAUGGCUGCAUUUAAAUGGCAACCGACUGCAAGUGAGCCCGUCAAAGAUGCAGAUCCUCAUUUCCAUCAUUUCCUGCUGAGCCAAACUGAGAAGCCAGCUGUCUGUUACCAAGCAAUCACAAAGAAGUUGAAAAUAUGUGAAGAGGAAACUGGCUCAACCUCCAUCCAGGCAGCAGACAGCACAGCUGUGAACGGCAGCAUCACACCCACAGACAAAAAGAUAGGAUUUUUGGGCCUUGGCCUAAUGGGAAGUGGCAUUGUCUCCAACUUGCUAAAAAUGGGUCACACAGUAACUGUCUGGAACCGGACUGCAGAGAAAUGUGAUUUGUUCAUCCAGGAGGGGGCCCGCCUAGGAAGAACCCCCGCUGAAGUCGUUUCAACUUGUGACAUCACUUUCGCCUGUGUGUCGGAUCCAAAGGCAGCCAAGGACCUGGUACUGGGCCCAAGUGGUGUACUACAAGGAAUCCGCCCCGGGAAGUGCUAUGUGGACAUGUCAACGGUGGAUGCAGACACAGUCACUGAGCUGGCCCAGGUGAUUGUAUCCAGAGGGGGGCGCUUUCUGGAAGCCCCAGUCUCAGGGAAUCAGCAAUUGUCCAAUGACGGGAUGUUGGUGAUCUUGGCAGCAGGAGACAGGGGUUUAUAUGAGGACUGCAGCAGCUGUUUCCAGGCAAUGGGAAAGACCUCCUUCUUUCUAGGUGAAGUUGGCAAUGCAGCCAAGAUGAUGCUGAUUGUGAACAUGGUCCAAGGAAGCUUCAUGGCCACCAUCGCUGAGGGCCUGACACUGGCCCAGGUGACAGGCCAGUCACAGCAGACACUCUUGGACAUCCUCAAUCAGGGACAGUUGGCCAGCAUCUUCCUGGACCAGAAGUGCCAAAAUAUUCUGCAAGGAAACUUUAAACCUGACUUCUACCUGAAAUACAUUCAGAAGGAUCUCCGCCUGGCCAUUGCACUGGGCGAUGCUGUCAACCACCCAACUCCCAUGGCAGCUGCAGCCAAUGAGGUGUACAAAAGAGCCAAGGCACUGGACCAGUCUGACAAUGAUAUGUCUGCCGUGUACCGAGCCUACAUACACUAAGCCUCACCACCGUCCACCCCUCCUAUCUUCUCUUUGGCCCCUCUUCCCAAUGUGGGGUUAGGGAGCUGGGACUUAGCUCUGGACCAGUCUCCUGUCUCCAUUUCCUUUUAUACAAACUUUGAGACUUGCAUCAGUACAGCACACAGCAGCACUCUCCCUCCCUGAGGUCCUGGGCAGGGAGUGAGGGCCUUAACAGGUGGCUAUCUAGAAGCUCUUGAGCUGGGCAUUGGCCCUGGAGGAGCAGGAGGCUGUGUACUUUUUGUGUUUCUCUCGUAUUGUUUCUCUCUCUCUCUCUCUCUCUCUCUCUCUCUCUCUCCCCCCCUCUCUCCCCCCUCUCUUUCCUCUCUCCCUCUCCCUCCCCCGCCCUCUCACCCCAGGAUAGAAGCUGCCCAGAAACUGCUGCCUGGCUUUUCUUUCAAGCUUGUCCUGUCCUGGCCUCAUUCUGGCCAAGAAACUAUCAAGGAACUACAGGAACUAGAAUUGGUGGGGAACACUGGAAGCUUUCCCUCUGCUUCCCCAGGGCAGGCGCUGGCCAGGGGUCCAAGGCCCCCCACAGGAUCCCUGGAAGAAGAGGCCCUGGGCCAGUGUGAACCAGCAGACUCCCUACAGAGGGCCUCCAGCCAAGGUGGAUUUUCCUAUAGAGACUACCAAUGAGCAGUAGCUCUCAGAAUGCUUUUGUGAACCUGAGAGAGACCAGCAUGGCCGCACAAACCACCUCUGCAUGGGGAGCAGAAUUUGCAGACUCAUUGCUGUUGGUUCUGGGAAGCCUAUACCUCCCAGGUGGGGAGCCAGCUCCUCCCAGGCAAUUUUGGUGUUUGGAUUUGCAUUCCAGCCCUUGGAAAGGGGUCCUGAGGGCACUGGGAGCAGUGGAGAAUGGAAGUUGCUCCUUCCUGUUUCCGUUAUGACAGCCUUCAGCUGGACCAACUGUUCAGCUUGCUCUACACAGGGCCCCUGCAUGUCCCACUUCUCACUCCCUGCCCCAUUCCUCCCAUGGAAUUAGUAUUUCUGUUCCACCCCAUCUAACCCAGCCUGACCAGAACGAAUGAUGAGCAUUUUGGAGGCUCAGCUCUUGAGUGUCUUCACUAGCUGCUCUUGCCAGUAUCACAGUUCUGGGUCUGUGUGGAGGGAAGAGAACUGGGCCUGCUCCAACCUAAUUUCCCCUCAGAGGUGGAGCCAGGCAUCCACAGCAGGCCUUGUGGAGACGACCAGAGGGACUUAGACUGUCACAUGAGCCUUGUCAUGGGUUGGGAAUUCCAAAGACACGGUUUGCAAGGCAGCAUUUGCAGUGAAGUACAUGGCUGUGUAUACAUAGGGAACCACACUGGGGCAGGCUCCCUUGCCCUCCUAUUCACAACUCUUCCUGGGAUAGGGAAUGCCCAUGGGGGUUCAGUGCAACUGCUGGUUUCAAACUAGGAUGCUGAACAUUUCUGUCCGGACACAAGCCUGUCCUGGGAGGGUGGGGGGAGGAUGCUUUAAGGAAACUGGUUAGUUAAUGUUGUCUUAAUAUUGUUGACAAUUCUGUAAAGUUCCUUUUUAUGACUUUCUGUUUAAGCUAUUUCAUCUUUAUUUUGAAAUCCUUCCCUUUUAAGGAGAAAAUGUGACACUUGUGAAAAUGCUUAUAAGAAAGCCCCUCCCCCUUUCCUUUAAAUGACAAAUCUAGGUGAUUAAGGUUGUGAAUUUUUAUUUUUGCUUUGUUUUUAAUGAACAUAUGUCUUUCAGAAUAGGAUUGUGUGAUGUUUAAAUGACAAAAACAUGAUUUUGUGCAAUUAACAAAGCUACUGCAAGAAAAAUAAAACAUUUCUUGGUACCACA